Molecule: messenger RNA, 3802 nt
Organism: Anas platyrhynchos (mallard)
Lineage: Eukaryota; Metazoa; Chordata; Aves; Anseriformes; Anatidae
Source: RefSeq, a predicted model, not a curated record
AAGCGGAGGGGAUCGGAGGCCGGGCAGCGGCUGCUCCGCCCCCCCCCCCCCUUGCCGGCGCCGCUCCCUCUCGCCCACGACGGCGGCGUGGCCCCGAGAGGAGCGGAAGAGGCGCGGCCACGGGCUCCGUGCGGCGGGAUGGCGGCGGCGGCGGCGCCGCGGUGCGGGGAGCGGCGGCGGCCUGAGGCCGGCGUGCUGCGGCUGCUGGCGCUGCUGCUGCUGGCGGGCGCGGCGGGCGCCGGGCAGCUCUCCAAAUGGCGGGUGCCCGUGCCCAUGGGGAAGAAGUUUUUUAACUUUGGGAAGAUUCUCUUCAGCAACACCACCAUUUUCCUGAGAUUUGAAGGAGAUGAGAAGGCUUGUGAUCCCUCCCAGAGUUACAACGUUACUUGGUACUUAAGAUACUCUGAUUGCUACAAUGAAGUCUUCAACUUUGGGGAAGAACAGGCAGAGUACUAUUUUGGGACUACAUAUGAAGAACAUGCGGGUUGGUCCGGAUACUAUGCCACAGCUUCUCUACUGUUUCCAAAUUGCUCUGAGCUCUUCAGGCCCCAGAUUUUCUAUAAAGAAUUUGUUCAUCCAGAGCCUCUCUCACCUGAGAAACAAGAGGGUGUAAAAGAUAAGAAGGAGAGCGCAGCAAAUCACACAAUGGUGGCAGAUAAAAUUGAAAUGAAUGCUGUUAUUAAAACUUGGCGAGAUGGGCCAUAUAUAUUUAUUGUACAAAUUGGAGCUAUAUCUGCAAAAGAUUCUACUACGAAAGUUAAAAGAACGGAGAAAACAACACCUUCCUCAAAUGUCAAAGAGAAGCUCUUCACAAUGACAGUAGAACUGAAGGGGCCAUAUGAGUAUCUAUCACUUGCAGACUAUCCUCUGAUGAUUUUUUUCAUGGUGAUGUGUAUUGUGUACGUGUUCUUCGGGGUUCUAUGGCUUGCGUGGUCAGCGUGUUACUGGCGGGAUCUCCUGAGGAUCCAGUUCUGGAUUGGUGCAGUUAUCUUCCUGGGCAUGCUUGAGAAAGCAGUCUUCUAUGCAGAGUUCCAGAAUAUCCGCUACACGGGAGAAUCAGUACAAGGAGCACUAAUACUGGCAGAACUGCUGUCUGCUGUGAAACGUUCACUGGCUCGAACUCUGGUCAUUAUAGUCAGCCUGGGAUAUGGAAUAGUCAAGCCUCGCCUUGGAGUUACUCUUCAUAAAGUAGUUAUGGCUGGAGCCCUUUAUCUGUUAUUUUCCGGCAUGGAAGGUGUUCUUAGAGUCACAGGGUUUUUCUAUGACACUGUGGCUCUGAUAGCAAACUUGGCCCUGUCCUUGAUUGAUGCCUGUAUUGUUUUGUGGAUAUUCAUCAGCUUGACUCAAACAAUGAAACUGCUAAAACUUCGAAGGAAUGUUGUGAAACUCUCUUUGUAUCGGCACUUUACCAACACACUCAUCUUGGCAGUAGCAGCAUCCAUUGUAUUUAUCAUCUGGACCACCAUGAAGUUCAGGCUGGUGGACUGUCAGUCGGACUGGCAGGAGCUGUGGGUGGAUGAUGCUAUCUGGCGCUUAUUGUUUUCAAUGAUCCUUUUUGUCAUCAUGAUUCUGUGGAGACCAUCUGCUAACAACCAAAGGUUUGCUUUCUCACCGCUGUCUGAAGAAGAGGAUGAUGAUGAGCAGAAAGAGCCGAUGUUGAAGGAAAGCUUUGAAGGAAUGAAAAUGAGAAGUACAAAGCAAGAGCCAAAUGGGAAUGUGAAAGCAAAUAAAGCUCAGGAAGAUGACCUGAAGUGGGUAGAAGAGAAUGUUCCUUCAUCGGUGACUGAUGUUGCGCUUCCAGCUCUUCUAGAUUCAGAUGAGGAAAGAAUGAUUACACACUUCGAAAGGUCCAAAAUGGAAUGAAGGAUAAGGCUUUUGUUGUUGGAAGUGGAGACGCCUCUUUCAAAGUUGCUUGGUGGAGCAAGUGCAUCCUGCUGAUUUGUUUCUCGAUCACAGCCUUGGAAGUUUGAUGCUUUAUUGUCACGAGGACGUCUUGCUGUGGAAGAAGUUCACAAGGACAUUGAUAAACCAUUUGGAAAUUUUGAAAUUACAAAGUUGCUGCAAGUUUGGAUUUUUAAGCAAUUUAAAUGUGUACUAUUCCAGCACCUUCUGUAACUUUUCAAAUAUUUAAUCUGUGAAACUAAAAUUCCUAAUGUCUGCUUGAGGAGUUUAUAUUUCAGUGUUAAAGUUGACAACGUGCAGGUGAAUUGCCUUUACCUUUUUUGGUGGAGGGUGGGAACAGAUAGAAAUAAGCACUGAAGAAAAAAGUUAUUUUCUGGUAGGAAAGGGCUUAGGCUGUUCUGUGUUGCAUGUCCAACGUGAAUGAGAGGUUUUAGAGAGAAGCUCCCGUUAACUAAGAAAAUUAAGAUGUCAGAAAAGAGAUAUUUGGAAAAGUUACAGGGAUAGGAGUUUUUAACAAAAUCAAGUGCAAUUUUAUUCAUAACACUGUGUAAGAGAUUUUCUAUUUUAAAAUGCCAUUGACCUAUAGGUAACAGUUGUGUAGAGCUAACACUUGUUGUGGCACAUCUCAUUGCCGGCAAUGUGGUGGAUGCCUGGAAAAAAUAUUUGCCCCUACCUUCCAUGUGUUGCAUGGUUUAAUUAAAAAAAAAAAAAAAAAGCAAAACAUGUAACAAAGAAAAACCAAACCCACUCCUGCAAUGCUCCACAAGUGCUUGACUAUUCAUGUUAAGCAGAUACUAACUAGACAUUUCAGCAAACCUCUUCAUCCCUCCAUGUGUAACAUCUCACACCACCCAGUCAACACUCCUUUAUGAGAAGAUGGCAUUGCUUUCCAGAGUGUGUCAGCACUGCUGCACCGCUUAGUUUACUUGGAAGAGGAUUGGAUGGGAUGACACAGUGCUGGGAUACUUUACUUUCUAAUGUCUGUUUAUUGCCUCUAUUGGAAGUGAUUUGAUGAUGGCCUUCCUGUCCCAGUUGGUCCCUUUGGCCAAGAGGUACUCUGAUAAGAUCAUUGUGUUUAAGUCAAUGCUGUAGAUUUUUAUUCUAUACAAUUGUUUUUUUUCCUCCUUUUCAAAUGAAAAAGAGCUUUUGGACAGUUUUCUGUUUUUAUUUUGGUUUGCUGCGGAGGCUUUGCUUGCAGAAACUUCUACCUGGAAACCCGAUGUAGACUGUAUGAUAAAAGCUCUAAUUUGGGUUCGUAAUCUUUACAUCUGACAAUUACCAAGUACAUGUCAGCAGAGCUAGACUUUUAGGGAGCUGCUAGACAAACUACUGUGGGUACUGCUGGAAGGGCUUAAAGAGUCAGCUUUUCUUUUUCUUCACUCACAGCCAAGUCAGCAGAAGUGAAUGCAUGCCUGUACUUGAUUCCACUGUAAAGAGGGGGGACUUAGCUCUAGUUCAUCAGCAACUGAUGCUGGAACAUGGCACUUUACAGUAGAGUAGUUGAAGCGCAAGUUCAGUGUCUUCUGUCAGCUGUGCUGUGGAGGCAGCAAACCGUCAGCAGAUGGGCAGAGAAAAAAAAUGAGCCUAUAGCAGCUGCAUCUCCAAGAUUUGGGAGUAUGUCCCCCAGCAUCUACCUGUGGCCUAAAGGGGAUGGAUCUUUAAUGAGAAAACACGUCGACUUCUAAUUCGCUAUGCACAAUUGAUAAAGAUGAAACCAGGCGGUCUCCAUGCCCUUUGGGGAGAAGAAAUUUUGUGACAGCAACAUGGAACUAUUUAAUGUUUUUUUCCUCUAAGUCCUAUUGUUUUGGGGUGUUUAUUUUUGAGACAAGGCAAAAUGUUCUCUAUUGGAAGCACAAAAGAAGUUUGUAUAUACUAUUUAAUAAAAGCUAGGCAAAGAGUA